Molecule: messenger RNA, 827 nt
Organism: Drosophila novamexicana
Lineage: Eukaryota; Metazoa; Arthropoda; Insecta; Diptera; Drosophilidae
Gene: mRpL9
Product: 39S ribosomal protein L9, mitochondrial
Exons: 2
Coding region: 39-809 (256 amino acids)
Biological process (GO): translation
Cellular component (GO): ribosome; mitochondrion
Molecular function (GO): structural constituent of ribosome
Source: RefSeq, a predicted model, not a curated record
AUAGUGCAAUAUUGUAAAAGUUAAUUUACCGGGAUAAAAUGUUGAAAAACAUCUGUGUCACACAAUUAAAUUUGCUUAAAAGCGCAACCAGUCUGCAGCAACAAGUGCGGACCACGUUCGUGCUGAAGCGCAAAUAUGAACCGCUGUUACACAAGACCAAUGAGAAACCGCGACGGAUGCGGGCCAAGCACUUUAUCUAUGAGCUGGUGGAGGACACGCUCGUCAAGAAGCGACCCAACUUGGAGGUGGUGCUGAAGACCUUUGUCGAGGGCGUUGGCGACAAGGGCGACGUCGUCUCGAUGAAGCCGCAUUUCGUCUACAACAAAUUGCUGCUGCCAGGCCUGGCUACGUACAAAACGCCGGAGAACAUGGCCAAGUAUGCGAAAACGGAGGCGGAAAAGUCGUCGGUGCAGCACAGCUCAGCGUAUGCCCAGCGCACCGUCAACAUGCUGGAGUCCAUUGUGCUGGCAGUGAUCAUGAACAAGGAUGAGCCCUGGGUGCUGGAGCCGUGGCACAUCAAAGCCUCCCUACGCAAGGCGGGCUUCCAUUGCAAGGAGGAGUGCAUAACGCUGCCCAAGGAGCGUAUCGAGGGACCCGAUCUCAGAAAGGAGAACAAAGAGUUCUGCUGCACCAUAACGAUCAAUAAACUGGAGCAGGCCAAGCUCAGAUGUCGCAUACAUCACUGGAGCACCGAUCCCAGCGAACGUUUACCCUACGUGCUCGAGCAUUGGAAACUGCCAGCUGAGCCCCUGCUGGACGUGGGCUUGCCGGCAGCCGCGGCCACAAACGAAUCCGCAAAGCCUGUUUGAGCCAAUUGUUUAGAAAAU